ACAGUUAACGUUAAUGCAUUCCUGAUGAGACAACCGCAUUUCCAUGUCAUUUGAAUGUAGCUAGUGCUGGUGGUAACGUUACAACACCUAGCUGUCCACACUCAGCAUUAUUUGUCCGUUGUUUCUAAAUGCUUAAAAGGUAGCUAGUGACCAAAUAUACUAGCUAAAGUUUGUGAAAUAAUAGCUACAGACAGUAGCUUCUAGUCGUCUAGCCAAAGCAAAUUUGCAGACUUGCUGGGAUUUCCCUUCGUUGUGGUUACCAAUAGUCACCUUGACGCUUUACUUUAGCUAGCUAGCUAACAUUAGCUAUUACAUUUGCUCAGAUUUAACGCUGCUGCAGUCAGAGAAACAUCAUGGCUAAACAGAAGAAAGGGCAGAAGAGUUCAAUUGAUGACAUGUUAGGAGACCUGUUGGGAGAUGAUGAUUUCCCAGUGAAGGCCAAAGCUCCGGCCCGUGAAGCAGGCAGACUAGGACCUCCUCUACCAUCACGCAGUGGAAAACGCUCACUAUUGGGCGACGACGACUUCUUCAGCAAACUGGCUGAGGAAGCUGAAAAUGAUGAGGGCUCUGAUGUUUCUGAGGCUGAUCCCACAGCCUUACUGGAGAGCAUGAAGGACAUAGAUGAUAUGGACGCUGAUCUCUUUAGAUCAAAGAAAAAGCCCAGUUCAGCCCCAGCUCAGAGUAAAGGCUCCGGCAUUGGAGGACCUACGAAAAAUCCUCCUAAAUCAGGAAACAAGUUAAAAGGAGGAGGAAUCUCAGAUGAGCUACACAUUGAGGAGAAGAAGCCAAGUUCUGCUCCUGCAUCGACAGCACGUGGCUACCAGAGGUUCAGCUUCACUGACUUUGAUGACCCUUUGGCUGACCUGUUAGAUGAUCUACCCAUAGAAAACAAAAAUGAGCCAAAAAUCACCAAAAAAGCUCCUACAGAGAAAUCAGUGCUGCCCCCAGACUCCCCUAUCAUAAAGAAAAAAGAAACAGCCUCACCAGCUCCAGUUGCAAAAAAGCGGGACGAGCUUAUGUUUGAUGAUGACGAGGAUGACCUAAUGGAUGCAUUGGGGUUUGGGGAGAGUCCCAAAGAGAGCCCUAAGAAGAAUGAGACCGUGCUCAUACCAAAGAAUGAGAGCAGCAGUGAGCUCCCUCAAAGAGCACGCACCAGGCUAGAUGAGAUUCUGGGGCGUGGGACGUCCCCUCGCCUUCUGGAGCGCCCUCCAACAGGGGAGAGGAAGGACCCUCCGCAGCAGCAGGAAAAGCAGAAGCAUCAUCAGGAGACCCCCACUACUAAAGACCCCUUCCUAGAAGAAGACCUGACGUUUGGUUCCUAUCAACCUACACUGGUCACUACACCUGAGGGACGACACUCACGCAGACAGUCGGUCAGAUUCUCCACUGAGGACAACAGUGCCUCUUCUCCUGAGAAGAAACCCAAACCCAUCACCCCCACCACACUCACCCCUACCUUUCCCCGGCCUGCUGCAGACUGGCUGGGGCUCUCGCAGGAUGAUGAUGAGCAGGAAGAAGAGCCCCCGCCUGUACCAGAACCCUUGAAGACCCCCUCUUCGUCAGUGGGAAGCAAACCCUCCUCGUCUGGCAACCGCAUUCCACAGCCAUCGACAGAGACUCCAAACACCUCCUUCAAAUCCCCCAAACCAGUAGGACCCAGUGUAGAGUUCUCUGCAAGCCAAAAGGACGAAGAGGAUUGGCUAUCAGGGGCAUUGAGCAGGAAGAAGACUCAAUCAUCCACACAGUCAGAGGAAAAGAGGACAACCCAGGAAGACUUUCUGGGGUUUGGAGACGAGGUAGAUCUGGAGUCGUUUCUCAGCAAACGUGGUUCUUCACCAGCUUCCAAGAGGAAGGAUGCAUCCACCCCCAACAAGGAACCAGGAGAUUCUCCUCUGCCCAGGGAGCCCUCCCACAGACAGCCCAGCCCUACUGCUCACUCUACCCCAGUGAGAGAGGACCAGUUCAGGCCUGUGCCACAGCAAAGCCAGAUGCAGAACACUGCACCUGUUGUCCAACCACAGGUGUCUCUUUCAGCCAACAGUUUGCAACAACUCUUACUACAACAGCAGCAGUUGGAGUCCCAGCUGCUGGGGUUAGGGGGAGCUGCGGAUGUAGCUGGGCUGCAGAGACAGAAGAGAGAGACUGAGAAGCAGAAUGGACAUCUAGCUUUACAGGCCCGCAUCAUCAAACUGGAGGGACAGGUGAGAUCUCUACAGCAGGAGCUAGACCAGAACCAGAUGUUGCUGGAGAGUGUUCAGCAGAGACACAAGCAGGACACUGAGCUCAUGGAGAACACACACAGGGCUCGUGUGAAGCUGCUUGACGAUUCCGCGGCACAGCGAGAAGCACGGGCACGACAGGAAUGCGAGGACCUAGCAGAGCGCCUAGCCACCGUCACACGUAUAGCUGAACAGGAGCGUAUGGAGCUGCAGGCAAAGCACCAGCGCAGACUGGCCCAAACCCAGCAGGACAGAGACCGAGAGGUGGAGCGACUCAGAGACCUACAGAGGAAGUCUAUUUUGGAGAUGAAGAAAGACCACGAGGAUCAGGUCCAGAGGCUGAAGAGAUUGAAGGAUGAGGAGAUUGAUGCUGUGACCAGUGCCACAUCACAAACCAGGUCCCUGACAGUGGUGAUUGAGCAGAUGGAGCAUUUCUCCCACAGGCUGGGGGACCUUUCGUCUCGGGUGGAGAGCACCCAUGAGAACACAGCCCAGGGGCUGGAGCAGGGGGCACGGCAGAGAGACGAACAGCUCCGAGUGAUGCAGGACCGUCUGGGCCAGCAGCAGAGGGCCAUGGCAGAGGAGAGAACAAGGCUCAAAGAAGUCAUCGCCAAGAUGGACACCCAGCUGGCUGAGCAGCAGAGGCAACUAGAGAAGGUCAGGAGUCACUCAGAGGAGCGCUGGAGAGUGAAUGCAGAGCAGGCUAAGGCCGACUCAUCUCAGAGAGGCCUGGACGAGGAGAGACGCUCUCUAACUCAGCACAUCAGCAUGGAGAGAGAGGAGCUGGAGAGGGCAAAAAGUGCCCUGUUGGAGGAGCAGCAGCAGGUAAUGCAGCGCUGUGCAGAGGAGAGGAGGAAGCUGGCGGCUGAGUGGACCCAGUUCCACACCCAGGAGAAGCAGAGGCAGGACCGGGCAGAGCGGGAGGCCAGCCGGGCACUGGAGAGGGACGCCCACAGAGAGGGCUCCAUCAUCAGCAUGGCACAGGAACAGGUGGACCUGAAGCUGCGUGCUGGGGAGCUAAAGCAGCAUGAGGCAGCUGUAGCACGGGAGAGGGAGGCUCUGGAGAGACAGAGGGAGGAACUGGACAAGGAAAAGGAGAGGCUGAGUGGUACAGGCCUGCAGCUGAAGACACGUGUCCAGGAGGUAGAGGCCUUCAGCAAGCUGGCAUCAGAAAAAUAUAUUGAGGGGGAGAAGGCCCUACAGGAGUCCAGACAUGUAGAGACUGAGCACCAGACCAGGCUGAGGAGCAUCCACUCCCAGAUGGAGAGACUGAGACAGCAGGAGCAGCACCUCCAUCAGGUCAAUAAGUGGGGGGUAUACCAGCCAAUCUCCCACCAGCCUCUGCUGGAGAGAAUGAAGAUGACUGAGCAGCUUAGAGAAAUGGAGAGACUCAAGCACAGCCUUCCAAUCACUCCUUUCCCUCAAUCUAUGGACCCUAUAUUCACAGAAUUCAGACCAGUGAUGGCCUCCACAAAGGCUGUUCGCCAGCCCUCACCCCAGUUUUCUAGUCCGGAUUCUACAGAGCUCCAGGCCAGAUUGGCCCUGCUCAGACACACAGCAGAGAAGGAUCGUGACUUUCUGCAGGACGAGCAGUUCUUCCUGGACGCACUCAAGAAAGCACCUUACAAUUCAGCCUUUCACACAGAUUAACUUUGGGGCUUAGAGCCCUGUGACUUUCUGGUUUUAAGUACACCAUUAAACUUGACAUUCUUUAA
Molecule: messenger RNA, 3934 nt
Organism: Salvelinus namaycush (lake trout)
Lineage: Eukaryota; Metazoa; Chordata; Actinopteri; Salmoniformes; Salmonidae
Product: fas-binding factor 1 homolog
Exons: 29
Coding region: 354-3869 (1171 amino acids)
Biological process (GO): cilium assembly; establishment of epithelial cell polarity
Cellular component (GO): ciliary basal body; centriole; ciliary transition fiber
Source: RefSeq, a predicted model, not a curated record